UAUCUCCGUACGGAGUAUCAGGUUCUGCUUCGUUAGUGUGCCUACUAAACAAAAGGCAAUCGUAGGUGACUUCGCGCCGACAGUCUUGAGCGGGGCAGUAAUUCGGUCAACAUGUGGCUGCUAACCCGUCCGAACGCUGGCUGGCUUCAGAGUCGAAGAUGGGCAUCCUUUCUGAAAACGACCCUUCUGCUCAACAAAGAGGUUAGUGGUCGUGCUCCGCGUCGAAAGCCGGCGGCGUACCGUAGCGAAUUAAUGGAAGCCCGCCGAGUCGUCGUUAAGUUGGGCACCGCUGUGUUGACGCGUGAAGACGAAUGCGGCCUGGCCUUGGGAAGACUGGCGUCUAUCGUGGAACAGGUCUCCCAGCUUCAGAAUCAAGGAAGGGAGAUGCUCCUGGUCACCAGCGGUGCGGUCGCUUUCGGCAAGCAGAGGCUUAAUAAGGAGAUGCGGAUGUCCAUGUCCAUGCGUGAGACUCUCUCGCAGAAGACCGACAAACUCGGUGACCCCGGCGGCAACCCUCCGCACAAGCGAGCGGCCGCUGCGGUUGGGCAAAGCGGGCUGAUGGCGCUGUACGACGCCAUGUUUAACCAGUACGGAGUUAACAUAGCGCAGGUCCUGGUGACUAAGCCGGACUUUCACAACCCGGACAGCAGACACUGGCUUCGGCAGACAUUGUUGGAAUUGAUUAGUCUUAACAUCAUACCCAUCAUCAACACGAAUGACGCCGUCUCGUCGCCGGCGACGGAACAAGUGGGGCACGUCGUGGACGGGCCCACGAGUAUGGACAAUGACAGCUUGGCGGCGCACUUGGCGGUGGAGGCUGGAGCCGACCUGCUCAUGCUUAUGUCCAAUGUGGAGGGGAUAUACACGAAGCCACCCUCGAUGGACGGAGCAAAGUUACUCCAUACCUACAACCCUGCUUUCAACGGUUGCAUCCAGUUCGGCUCAAAGUCCAAAGUAGGCCUCGGCGGCAUGGAAGCCAAGAUUCAAGCUGCCUGCUGGGCUUUGGAGCACGGUGUCUCCGUGGUGAUCGGCAGCGGGUUCCAGGACAUGGCCAUCACGCGGAUUAUGCAGGGCAAACGCGUGGGCACCUUCUUCACGGAUCACCGCACCAAGAUGCUUUCACUAGAAUCGCAGGCUGCCCACGCCAAGCAGGGGAGCAGAGUGCUCGAAGCUCUCACUGACGAAGAACGUUCGGGGGCCAUCAACCGACUGGCCGACCUCCUGGAAGAUCGGGCUGCUUCUAUACUAGAGGCCAACAAAGAGGACCUUGCUCAAGCUGAGGGCCUUCCUCCAGCCCUGGCGGCCAGGUUGGCUCUUUCGGAGCCAAAGUUGCGGAAUGUCGCGCAAGGACUUCGAGAUUUGGCGAAGUCAUCUCAGGGAGCUGUUGGCCGCGUGCUCCGCCGAUCCCGGCUGGCACCGGGUCUGGAACUGACGCAGGUGACCGUCCCCAUUGGAGUGUUACUGGUUAUCUUCGAGGCCCGGCCGGACUGCUUGCCGCAGGUCGCAGCUUUGGCUAUCGCAACGGGAAACGGCCUUCUCCUCAAGGGCGGCCGCGAAGCCCAGCGUUCUAAUCGACGACUCUACGAACUGGUCCAGGAAGCCCUGGAGCCCGUCCGCUGCGCCGAUGCUAUCGCCCUCGUCAGCACGCGGGAGGACGUGGAAGAACUCCUGACUCUCGAGAAUUGCAUCGAUCUGGUCAUCCCACGGGGAUCGUCGCAACUGGUGCGCGCCAUUCAGGAAAGGAGUCGGGGGAUUCCAGUUCUAGGCCACAGCGAAGGAGUCUGUCACGUGUACGUGGACCAGGAGGCGGACCUCGAGAAGGCCCUCCGUGUGGUCCGUGACGCUAAGUGUGACUAUCCUGCCGCUUGCAAUGCCAUGGAGACGCUCCUGGUACACCGAUCCGUGGUGGACAGUCCUGCCUUCUCCCGCCUCUGUACAAUGCUCAGGAAAGAAGGGGUGGUGCUUCACUCGGGACCCAAGCUCUCCCGUCUGCUGACAUUUGGUCCACCAGCCGCGCGUUCCCUACGUAUCGAGUACGGGGCUCUGGAGUGCGCCAUCGAAGUGGUCGAUUCCGUGGAUGACGCCAUUGAACACAUUAAUGCGUAUGGGAGCGGCCAUACGGAUGCCAUCGUCACAGAAAAUGAGGAAACCGCUAAGAAGUUCCUCCAAGCAGUUGACAGUGCCUGUGCAUUCCACAAUUGCAGCACCCGCUUUGCAGACGGAUACCGCUUUGGGCUCGGCGCUGAAGUAGGCAUCAGCACGGGACGCAUCCACGCCCGUGGUCCUGUCGGCCUGGAUGGCCUUCUGACGAGCAAGUGGAUCCUGCAGGGAGCCGGCGACACUGUGGCUGAUUUUGCCGAGGGCGGCACCAAGCAGUACACCCACGAAGUGAUCGCGUGAUUUAUAUGGAGCUAUAAUUAUUUAUUAUACGAUUGACAGGA
This is a messenger RNA of Ornithodoros turicata, 2441 nucleotides long. RefSeq names its product delta-1-pyrroline-5-carboxylate synthase-like (gene P5CS). The transcript has 6 exons. The record is from RefSeq and is a predicted model, not a curated record. The coding region runs from base 112 to 2400 and encodes 762 amino acids. Gene Ontology annotation, cellular component: mitochondrion; cytoplasm. Gene Ontology annotation, molecular function: glutamate 5-kinase activity; glutamate-5-semialdehyde dehydrogenase (NADP+) activity; ATP binding. NCBI's taxonomy places the organism in Eukaryota, Metazoa, Arthropoda, Arachnida, Ixodida, Argasidae.